GCAUAUCCCACCGCCAAAGCAGCGGCGACGGCAGAGAUGACGGACUUCCCCAAGGAAGUGCCGGUAACGAAAGGAGAGUACCGAUUUUUGACUGGCCGUGGCGAGGGGGAGAAGCCUCGUUCGUGCUAUGACUUUGCUGUCGUGACCAAGCGGCUAAAAGGACUCGAUUCGGAGAAGGUAGCAGUGCAAACGACAAUUGUCGAUCCACUCGUGGCUCAGGGUUUGUGGGUGGACGUGAUUGAAGGCACGGACUCGACGUACUACAUCGUCCUCGUCCGCGCGCCAGAUGCGCUGGUGCUCCAUUUUGCCAAAGAUUUGAAACUUCAGAUGUGGAUGCGGUGUGGAAACGCGCGGGAACUGGACGACAUCCUUGUCAACGAUCCUUCUGACGUCGAUCCAGCCGACCGCAUCCAAGCGAUUGAGUACAUCAUCCGCGCCCGCGCCAACAUCACGAAGAAGGCCGUGCCGCUCAUCCGCCACGUGUUCCCCGUCCAGGACGAAGCAGAAACGUCCGCAUUGAUGCGCAAGUACAUUCGAAGCUGCGGUCGUCUCGACGCCGAGCAGUUCAGUGCGCAUGUGAAGACGUAUUUUGGGGAGCGUGUCGCGUACUACUUCUGCUUUCUCGACUGCUACAACCAGAGCUUGAUUCCGAUCGCGAUCGUGGGGGUAGUCUUCACGCUGUCACGUCCGUAUUUAGGCACGGCCAUGUACAUGCAGCUUUUGGUCGUGUGGGGCUUUUUCGUGUCGGUGAUUUGGAGUUUUUGGUUUCUCAAGCGGUGGCGGCGCCACAACAGCGCGCUCAACUUUGCGUGGAAAAACGACCUGCAUACCAAGUUCCUGCUGUAUCCGAACCCGAACUUUCAAGGCUCGGAGCGGUACAACCCAGUCACAAACAAGAUGGAAGUUGUUUACGCGUGGUGGAAGCGCAUCCCCGUGUACGUGUUUGUCACGAUCUUCAUGGUAGUGCAGAUCGCGAUCAUGAUGCUGUUCAUCGCGGCCUGGAUCACGACGUACGAAACAUUUCAGAUUCGAUUCCCCGACACGGGAUUCGGCGGGGUCCAGUGGUUUUGUGUCCUCGGGGGCGGGAUCGUGUUUGGCCUGUUUGUGGAUGUGGUGCAGUGGGAGCUGGUGGUCAAGACAAUGGCCCAUCUGUGUACACAAUGGGAAAAUUGGCGCACCACCGAGCAGUUUGAGCGCAGCUUGAUUCGGAAGCUGUUCUUCAUGGACUUUCUCAACAUUUACACGUGGUUCUUCCUCCUCGCGUUCGUGUACGUGGUGCCAGGGGCGGGAGAUACCAUCACCAACGCCCUCAACUCGGUUCUGUUUCAAGAUGAACCAAACUGCUGCUUUGGCCCGUACUUGGACAAAUGGUCCAAACUGUGCACGUCGUGCCCGCCGCCAUGGCAUCGUCUUCCCCACGGCGGCAGCUUGACACAGUGCAAUCCUUGCAAAGGGUACGUCACGUUCGACAUGAAGCAUUUGAACUUGGAAUCGCUGUUCGUGACGCCGGUCGUGGUGGCGCAACUGCUGAACCUGCUCAUUCAGCUGCUCGUCCCAUGGGCCCUUCGCCGACGCCACGUCGCGCUGCGCAAGCGCACCGACCAACAAGCGCUCGCGAUGCUCACCACACAAGACGCCCGCAAGCGCGAUGCCGCAAUCCUUGGCACUCUCGAGUAUGGCGAGUCGACAGCAGCCGACAUCGUGGAGCCCACCACUGUUUCUACCGGGGUCCAGAAAACAACCCGGCUUGCGAGCGAUUCAAAAGCCAAAGGACUCCAAGUCAACGUUCAAGCAUGGGAUGCGCUGCAUCGUGUCGCGCGGGAAGUGCUGUUCCAGGGCAAGCAAGAUCAGUACGAUCCGUACGAUGACUACCACACGGCGAUGGUUCAGUACGGCUUUGUCGUCAUGUUUUCGAUGCUGUGGCCGCUCAUGCCGCUGUGCUGUUUUUGUAUCAACGCGCUCAAGUACCGCGCCGACGGGUACCGCCUGUGCACCAAGAUGCAGCGCCCAUUGCCCCAGAAAGCCGGCGGGAUUGGCGAAUGGUACACGAUGUUUGUCAUUCUCGCGUGCAUGGGUGUGAUUGUGUACACGGGGCUCGUAUUUGUGUCGACGGGCGCGGUCGAGUUUUUCGUGCCGCAAUGCGUCGCCAAGAUCAAGCUCGACUCGUUUCGGUUUGGUCCGUCGUUUGAGUGCUUUGACAUGAGCACACGCCUCGUCAUGAUCCUCGUGUCGGAAAAUGUGCUGUUUGUUGGCGCAUGGCUCUUUUGGAACUCGUGGCGCAGUUUGCCCAAGUCGCUGGAAGAUCGACUGGGCGCCGCCGAGGCGUCGUUCAAGUGGGCGCUGUAUACCGACCGCGAAAAGACCGGCGCAACUCCAGCGAAACACCACACGACCCCGAGAUCCACCAAGCCCCUUCGCGGACCGACCGAAGCAUCCCCACUGAUUGAAAAGACACACAAGGACCUCGCGAGGAAGUGGGACCCGUAGCUCAUCGCGGGGUAGUUCAUGCCAUGUAGGAUAUUUGAUUCCCCACACUUUGCAAAGAUAUACACCACCGUCCACUGCGAUGAGAAAACGUGCUUGCCAUGUCUUGCAGAGUGGAGCAGGUCGGCCAUCGUUUUUUUACUGGAAACCAUAUUCCAAAGCAGAGUCCAGAUUGAUUCAUCC
Aphanomyces invadans is the source of this 2667-nucleotide messenger RNA. RefSeq lists its product as hypothetical. Gene Ontology annotation, biological process: chloride transmembrane transport. Gene Ontology annotation, molecular function: chloride channel activity. The coding region runs from base 37 to 2487 and encodes 816 amino acids. The record is from RefSeq and is a predicted model, not a curated record. The transcript is spliced from 5 exons. NCBI's taxonomy places the organism in Eukaryota, Oomycota, Saprolegniomycetes, Saprolegniales, Verrucalvaceae.